Molecule: messenger RNA, 2216 nt
Organism: Austrofundulus limnaeus
Lineage: Eukaryota; Metazoa; Chordata; Actinopteri; Cyprinodontiformes; Rivulidae
Gene: prrg1
Product: proline rich Gla (G-carboxyglutamic acid) 1
Exons: 4
Coding region: 99-734 (211 amino acids)
Cellular component (GO): extracellular region
Molecular function (GO): calcium ion binding
Source: RefSeq, a predicted model, not a curated record
GUGUUUUUCUCUCUCGCUCUCUAACAUUUUUAACUUCAACUAACACUUACGACACGAAGAAAACCAGAUAAAUCACCCCUAACACCCCGGUGGGAGUCAUGGGGAGUGUGUUCCUGCCAGCGAACGCAGCCCACUCGGUGCUGAAGCGGCUGCGGAGGGCCAACUCCCUUUUAGAGGAGAURAAGCUGGGCAACAUCCAGAGAGAGUGCCGGGAGGAGGUCUGCACCUACGAGGAGGCCCGGGAAGCCUUUGAGAACGACGAGAAGACGAAGCGCUUUUGGGAGGAGUACGUCCGUGAAAGUAGUCCACCCGGCGGGCUGAAUUCGAUGGUCGGCGGCGCUCAGUCUCUCUACGUGAUUGUGCCGUUGGUGCUGGUCGGGCUCAUCAUUGCCGUCAUCGCCAUCACCGCGUGGCRCUGCCACUCCCGCAAACGCUCGCAGCGCAGCCCGGGCCUGGGACACUCGCACCACAGCCACGUCCUGUCGGUGGUCUCCAUGGACCAGUGGGGGAGGGAUUACCACCACGGUGACCAAUCUGAACUCAGCAUCCACAGCAGCCCAGCCUAUCCGGGCUCUGAGAUCACAUCAGCGAGGGGAGGCGCAGGAGAUCCACCGCCAUCUUAUGAAGAGGCCGUGGGACAUACAGAUGUCCAGAUAGAGACGGAGCCUCCUCCCCAGUACGAGGAUAUAAUGAACACCAGCUCCAGUAGAAUUACCAGCGGACAAAGGAAGUAAAUGUUUUUUUUCCUCCACUACCACCCAAACUAAAGUCUAUCAAUGCUACUACUGUGGUAUCACCAGCCUUCCUCGUUCAACAUGCACAACAAAAACACAAUAAUUGCCAUUUCGGUGGACUAAUGCAAUCUUCGCUGUAACCAGCCCUGCUGAGAUUUGCACUAACCUUUUUAUCACUGAAGUGAAGCAAUGGCAAGAAGGAUAAGCUUGUACUGGAGUACCAGCCAACACCUCAGCUCCAUUUCUUCGAGUUGGGUACUUACCUUUCAGUCAGCACACACGGUAAAUAUUGCAUGAGGUGUGAAGGAAAAAAGGGUUUUUGUUUCCGUGUUAAAGGGACAACCAUUCGAACUGGACUGUCUAUGGGGUUUGGAUUGAUGCUUGUUUGUAAAUUAGUGCCAAUUUUUUUUAACUCAUUUGGCUAACGUCAAUUUUGUAUCUUAAUUUUUAACAUCUUUAACCGUAGCUUUGGUUUUUGUCAACCUAUUUAAGAUUUUGAAAGUUUAUUGCAGUUCUAUUUUUUAAACUUCUGAAACUUCCAUUUGUUCCCGAACCUCCCGCUGAACCAGCAGGUCUGAUAGAAAUUCAGAAUUUGGCCGUUUGCUUGUUGUGACAGUAGAAGUUGAUGCCAAAUGUUCAAAGUUGUGUAAAGUUGGAGAGCUUGUGAAUCUYCUCUAUGACCUCCUACAUUACCAUCAGCACUUCAAGUCAUUGUUGACAUAAAAACAAUGUCUGUUUAAACUAAGUUUCCAGACAUACAUUGGUUCAACUUUUUUUUUUGCUUGAAGUCGAGAGAUAUUGCCAGCAGAUGUUAAAAAAAUGUGUUGCUUAAGAUAUAAAAAUGAGCACUAUGGAAAUAAAUGUAAGGGAUGAUUCUGUACUAAAUGUCACUAUGGAUAAAGUUCAUGUUUAGCAUGUGUAUACCUCUACAUACUUAUAUAUGUGUAUAGAUUUUAUGUGUGAAACUCACAAUGAUUUUUUCCUGCAUAGGAAUUCAGUGAAURCAUUGACACUAAUGCAACCAAGGUUGUGACUACAUUAGGAAACCUUUUAAAGGUCAAACUGGUUCCUUUAAUAGGAAAGCCUGGUUUGACAACUUAAGCUUCGCUCUCAGCAGUCCCAAUGUCAGUGUAAUUCUGGGUGCUCUUAAUCAAUAUGCAAUAUUGUCUAAAUGCAUAACCUUUAAAACCUAAUUCACCCAUCGAACAAACUGAAAUCUCACUCAAUCGUUCUCUGCAAACACUUUGGGCACUGAUUAAUGGUGUAUUUGUGUGUUAACCUGUGAACCUCAUCMUUUACUUUGACACUGAACUGUGCUGGUACUCACUUUGGUUCAGUCAGUUAUUGUACUGUUACUUACAUCCUUUUUUUUUUUUACAAUGCCUUAUUAAACAAAACGCUAUACAAAAGUAAAUUUAAGGGAACUUGUUAUAAAAGUGUAAAAAAGCUUGAAUURUUUKUAAUAAAAUUUAAAAUGUGGUA